CUCUCUGCUCUUACUAAGUCUCCAGCACUGUGGAUUUUGAGCACUAUCAAGAGAAGCCCUUGGACAAUCACUGACCUUAUCUGGAGAUUUUGUUCUUCCUGCAACAAGGAAGGUGGAAAUGGGUCUUGCCUCAAGGGAAGGCCUCAGUGACAUCUUGGAGUUUUUAAAGCCUGUCUUUGGUUAGCAAAUUUUCAGACCACCUGCAUGUACAGAGGGAUUUAAUUUCACUAGGCCGUCAUUUAGAAGAAUGUACUUAGCAUUAUGUGUUUCUGUAGUGUGGUCUUUUUUGUUGUUGAUGGAUUGUAAGGAAGUUUCUACGUUCACCAUGCAGUAUCAGAUUCUGGAGGAAGUACAGCCUGGGACUAUUUUGGGAAGGUUGUCUGAACGACUUGGCUGGACAGAGGGCAAUUGGACAAGGGGAACCUUUCAGCUGCUUCAGUCUUCUGCAGUGUUUCCUAUACAGAUGGACUCUCGAGAUGGUUUGCUACGCACCAGGGAAAGGCUGAACAGGGAGCAGCUCUGCCACCACAGAGACCCCUGUGUUAUCUCAUUCAGUGUUCUCUCUGCCAAAUAUUUCACCCUGAUACAUGUGGAGAUUUAUGUCUUGGACAUCAAUGAUAAUGAGCCUCAGUUUCCUCAAACAUCAUUGGAACUGGAGAUAUCGGAAAGUGUAUCGUUACAGACACGAAUCCCUUUGGACCGAGCCCUGGACUCUGAUUCUGGCUCUAAUGCCCUCUGUUCCUACUUCUUGUCACCCAGUGAGCACUUUGCCUUGGAGGUAACAGCUGGUUCUGAUGGAAUUCCGUGGGCAGAGCUGGUGGUAGUGAAAGAAGUGGACCGAGAGCUCUACUCGUCGUUUGAGUUGAUCUUGACUGCAGUUGAUCAUGGAGUGCCCCCUAGAACUGGAUCUGCUUUUGUUACUGUGAAUGUGCUUGACUCCAAUGAUAACAGUCCAGUGUUUGCCCAGAGUUCUGUGUCAGUGGCGAUCAGGGAAGAUGCUUUACCAGGGACACUCUUGAUCAAUCUCACUGCCACUGAUCCUGACCAAGGGCCUAAUGGAGAGAUUGAAUACUUUCUCAGCAAACAUAUUUCCGAAGAGGUGCUAAGAAUGUUUACUGUUGAGGGUCAGACAGGUGGUGUCCUCUUGCAGCAGCCACUGGAUUAUGAGAAGAACUCUGCCUAUGAGGUGGAUGUGCAAGCCAGAGACCACGGUGCCAAUUCUAUUCCAGCCCAUUGCAAGCUCUUCAUUCGUGUUCUGGAUGUCAAUGACAAUAUGCCUGAUAUUCAGGUCAUCUGGGCAAGGCAAGCAGCUGUGAUAUCAGAAGCUCAACCCAAGGGCAGCUUUGUUGCUCUAGUAACAGCAUUUGACCCUGAUUCAGGCAAUAAUGGGCAGGUGGAUUGUUAUAUCAGGCAAGGUGAUGAACAUUUUACCUUGAAAAGGAUCUCACCUGGCAGCUACAUGCUGCUGACAAAUGCCCCCUUGGACAGGGAGAGUUGGACACAGCACAACCUGACCUUGUUAGUCCAGGACCGAGGGACCCCAUUAUUGGCUGUAACCAGACACUUCACUGUUCAUGUCAGUGAUGUUAAUGACAACACACCCUACUUUGAAACCAAUCAUUACCAUGUUUCCAUUGCUGAGAAUAGUGAAUCUCCUUGUCUUUUGUUUGUGGUCAGGGCCCAAGACGCAGAUACAGGCCUUAAUGGGGAAGUUGUGUACAGAAUCCCAGAUCCUCUGAUUUCAGAGUGGCUCACUAUUGAUGCUAGCACUGGGGAAAUCUGGGCUCAUACAGCUUUUGAUGCUGAAAAGAUUACCAGCUUUGAUUUCAUUGUAAUAGCAGAGGAUAUGGGUCAGCCUAGGCUAUCAUCCAAUGUUUCUGUGAAAGUCACUGUUCUUGAUGUGAAUGACAAUUCCCCAGUGGUAAUAAAUCCAGAGCUGGAAGGUGAUUGGGCAAGUGUCACUGCUCUUGUGGAUCCUGACACGGGGUAUGUGUUGGUGCCCAAGGAAGAAGAGAGGUCUGAACUAACCCCCUCAGUUAAUGCUCCCUUGCUGCUUAGUAUAUAUGCAACUGAUGCAGACUCUGGCCUGAAUGGGGCAUUGCUCUACAACAUCCUGAGUGGUAAUGAAGUUGGCAUCUGUGUCCUUGAUCCCCAGUCUGGGCAGCUUUAUCUGAACAGCAGCAAUGCUAGUAGUCUUGUCGGCAGUGAAUGGGACCUAGAGAUAUCUGUGAGUGACCGAGGGUUGGUGCCACUCAGCACCAGGAUCUUGGUGAAAAUAACAUUUAGCAGACAUGGCGAGUCCAUGCCUGAUUCUUUCCCUGUGUCCCAGCCCCUCAGCCCCUCAGUGGUGAUGGGAAUCUGCCUUGUAGGGAUACUUGCCAUCUCUCUGGUAAGUUUGGGGCUGGCCAUGUCCCUGUGUAAAAGAGAGAAGCUUGGCAACAUGGCAUAUAACUGUCGGGAAGCAGAGCAUGCCUACAGCCAGCAACAGCUGAAGAAGCCCCCCAAACCCAUCCAGAAAGCAGACAUCCACGUGGUGCCUGUGGCAUGGCAGGAGGACACUCCACAGCCUCAGGAUGGGAUAGAGAAUUCAUCAGAAGCUGCCUGGGUUCAGGCCUUGGGGAUGCCAUGCCAUAUGACUCCAACUCUGUACAGGACCCUCAGGAACCAGCAAAAUCAGAGCAGUCUUGCUGAGCACAGUGAAAUACUUGGUCUCCCUGCUAUGCAACACAUUCCUUUCUGUGCCCAAAAGUUCAGGAAUCCCAGUGCUCAGGAUGUGCAGCCCACUGAUCAAAAGCUAGAUUCCAACUCCUGGCCUAAAGACCAUUUGUCAGAAAUGGCCAAGGCAGGCCCAGAGGAGGUUCGUAGCCGCCAGCACAUCCUAAGAAGCCUAGUGAGGCUUUCUCUGGCAGCUCUUGCUGAGCAAGGCCCUGCAGGACAACUGACCGUGGAAUCGACCCCCGUACAGCAAAUAUCACAGUUGUUGUCUCUACUGCACCAGGGCCAAGUGCAACCAAAGCCCAACCACAAAGGGAACAAAUACACUGCUAAACAUGCCUGUUGUAGGAACCCCAAUCCAAAUGUUGAGGAUCUCAUCAUGAAGGAGGGCAGUGGCAGUGAACACCAUGACUGGGAGCACCUGGGAAAGGAGCUAGGGAACCUUUUAGACUGCCCAUCUGGGAUGGAUCUUGAUCAGCUGACUGUGGAAGAUCCAGCAUGGAUGGCCAGGCUAUCCUUGCCCCUCUCAACUGACUACAAGGACAAUAUUGUAUCAUCAGGUGCUCUACAGUUCCCAGUGAGCCAGGAAACCACAGGCAGAGAUGAACCUCACACUUUUGCAACUUUUGGCAAAGCAUCUGGGUACAAACCAAACAUUGUAGAGCCCAAACUGGCCAGCACUUUCCUCUCCGAGAUGAACACGCUCUUUGAGAUGAUCUUGGCUCAGAAAGUCAGCCCCCAGACAGACUCAUCGUUGGGGCUCUUGCAGCAACUCUCAGUAUGUGGCAACCCCCUAGAUCUGCUUGCAGGUCCUGUAGGAGCUGAAACUGACAGUGCUUUGGGCAGUAGAACUAGCAAUUGCAGUAGCAAGCAUGUGUAAAGGUACUGCAUGUUUGGAAAUGAUACUCCCAACAGCUCCCUCUUAAGAACGUCUUAGGCACCCCUCACCUCUUCCUUACUGGCUCUCAGCAGCCAGUCCCUUUGUCCUUACCAACGAUCUUCCCCUCACUGCUGCAGGAAAUCAGCAUACCUCUUCUAUGGGACAAUGAAUGGCAAGCUGGGGAGUAAGGCACUUUUUUCUCAUUGUUGAAUUAUUUUGCAUGGAUUAAGAUAUGAGUGGGAGCAGAAGCAAGAGCUGUACCCCAAGGUAAGGAAACACUGCUUCUUGGUCGAACACUGAUUCUUAAGCAGGUGCUGCUCAUUUAUUAUCCAACUUGUAUACAACAAUGAAACGUAGAAGCUGUUGCUUGAGUUAUUUUAUUUAUUUAAAAUUAAGAUAAAACUCUCAGGAACCAAAA
Molecule: messenger RNA, 4013 nt
Organism: Rhineura floridana
Lineage: Eukaryota; Metazoa; Chordata; Lepidosauria; Squamata; Rhineuridae
Gene: PCDH12
Product: protocadherin 12
Exons: 4
Coding region: 248-3595 (1115 amino acids)
Biological process (GO): homophilic cell-cell adhesion
Cellular component (GO): plasma membrane
Molecular function (GO): calcium ion binding
Source: RefSeq, a predicted model, not a curated record